Amphibalanus amphitrite is the source of this 2490-nucleotide messenger RNA. Its product is annotated as segmentation protein even-skipped-like. Gene Ontology annotation, biological process: regulation of transcription by RNA polymerase II. Gene Ontology annotation, cellular component: nucleus. Gene Ontology annotation, molecular function: RNA polymerase II cis-regulatory region sequence-specific DNA binding; DNA-binding transcription factor activity, RNA polymerase II-specific. Lineage: Eukaryota; Metazoa; Arthropoda; Thecostraca; Balanomorpha; Balanidae. The record is from RefSeq and is a predicted model, not a curated record. The coding region runs from base 424 to 1374 and encodes 316 amino acids. The transcript is spliced from 3 exons.
CCGAGCUCUGCCAACAGCCUCCUCCGGCCUCUGCCAACAGCCUCCUCCGGCCUCUGCCCUCGGCGGCAGCUGCCCCCUCCCCUCCCCUCUCUCCCGGGAGCCUGCGCUGCAUCUCAUUAGACGCGCUGUAAUCUCCAUCCGCCGACCAUCCGCGGCGCUGUGUACCAUUUACGCUAAGUGCGGAUGAUUCCUGUGCUUAAUGGCAGCCAAUUACUCAAUCAGCGCUCAGGCCGGGCCAAUAACUCGGCGGCGGCGGCGGCAGCCAAUGGGAGGCGGCGGCGCCGGCCGACCGACCAAUCAGCGGCCGCCCAGUAAUUGGAUACUAACCGGAGGGCGGUCCGUGGCGCGGCCGGCGCGCGGGCCAUCUUCAAUGUGGGUCCGGCAGCGCUCCGUGUGCGGUCGCCGGGUCAGCCGCCGGUCGUCAUGAGCAGCCGUCAGCCGUCGCCGGCCGCCGCCGAGCCGCCGCCGCCGCCUCCCUUCUUCCCGGGGCCGGCCUACUCUCUGGACCUGCUGAAGGCCUACGGGGAGCUUAGGGAGCCGGCCGCCAGCCCGCCGCCCGUCAGCGCCGACAGCAGCGGCUCGCCGCCCAAAGCGGCCGCCAGCUCAGAGGACAGCAAGACGGCCUCGUGUGACAGCACCGACCAGCUGCCUGAGGAGCGCCCCCAGCACCGCUCGACCCCGCCGCCCUCCUCCGGCACCAAACUGACCUCUGGUGACCUCACCACCGGCGGUACCCCCGACCCGGGCAUCCGGCGCUACCGCACCGCCUUCAGGCCCGACCAGAUCAAACGGCUCGAGGCCGAGUUCCUCAAGGACAACUACGUCAGCCGACCCAAGAGGAACGAGCUGGCCACCGAGCUGGGACUCGCAGAGGGAACCAUCAAGGUAUGGUUCCAGAACCGUCGGAUGAAGCACAAGCGGCAGCAGAUGACCUCCUGGCCGCUCGACCCGCGCUUCGCCGACCCGACGCUGGCCGCCCUGCUGCUCCAGGCAGCCGUGGCCUCGGGCGGCUACGGGCCGUACGGCGCCGCGCCGCCGCCGCCUCCCCACCACCACCCCGCCCACCACAGCCACCCGGGGGGCCCGCCGGCGGCCGUGCUGCCGCACCUGGCCGGCUACUACGGCCCGCUGGCCGCCGCCAAGGGCCGCUUCUCGCCGUACCCGGCACUGCCGCUGCGGCCGCAGCCCAGCCUGGCCUCCGGCUUCCUGCUGCCGCCGCCGCCGCAGCCGCCGCUGCUGGGGUCGGCCGGGCGUGGCUCCCUCUCACCUCCGCUGGUGGCCUCCUCGGCGGCGGCGGUAACGACUAGCUCACCUGACCCCAGCACCUUCUUCCGACCAUUCAAAUCGGACUCACCACCUCCCGGAGAGCGCUAGUUUACUCUUAGGCAGCUUUUUCGUUGGCUGUGUGUGCGGACGAUACACUAUCGUGUUUAGGUGAACAGAGUUGCGAUGUCGCUGGCUGAUGCUCUGGUGCUACUGCUUGAGAGGAUAGUGAACCCUAUUGUCGUGCUGUAGUCAGUGUGGGCUGGGGUCUCCUGGGGUGGGGUCUCUGAAGCGGCCAAAGAGCGUACGGGGCCCUACCAUUUCUGCGAGCGCGGGUAGGGAACAGUGAUUUGCAGAAGCAGCAGUCCCCGGAAGCUGCGUCCUGUACUGUUAUUGGUACUACAGCAGCGGGCUGCUGAACUGCUGGGCUGCUAGUACUGAAGCGGUUCCUAUUCGCCCGGGCCCAAAGUCCUUCACCGUGCAACCUUGCAGCUGUCGGUAAAAUAUUCGUGUGCUCUGUAAAUAUCCGAUGUUCGCGCUAUUAUUUCGCAGGUGAAACCACAGUUAUGCUGACGAGAAAGUGGUGAGCGAAUGAUGUCUAUUUAUUUUCUCUCUACCUAUUUAUCUCUUCCUGAAUACGGUUUGGUGAACUUCAAUACCUUGACACAAGUGUAACUUAUUCGUUUUAUGCUUUGAUAUUUGUAAUUUGUAUGAAUGUGGCUAUUUAGCAAGUGAGAAAUUCGAAUGUUGAGGCGCUACCCAAACAACAAUGAGUUAGUUAUCGGACUGCUCUACAUAGUGUUUCUGGAUCCACCAGUGACCAGUAUACCUACUCAAGGACCUAAAAACAAAAGUAUAUAGUCUGUGGGGGAUAAAAAAGAAACUUUGGAAAAUGAUCUUUUUUAAUUUCUCUGUGACAAUUUUUGCUCUUGCUAUCUGUAUGGCCCAUUGCUAUUCGUUUUCUGACCAUUCGUUGUUUGCUGUGUGUAGACAGAGAGUGACUAAUCCUUGCAAUACGAUUGGGCACAGUGCAGAAGGUCGCUACAUUAGAACUCCACUACCAGUAGCGUGAGUGACCCCUGAUGUAAAUGUGUCGCGAUCCACGGGGCCCAUAUUGGGCAACACUGGUCAAUGGUUUUAGCUGGAUGUCGUGAACGCUCGUGUACUGUAUGACAGCUGUGGUGUUAUAUUUAUGUCCCUUGCAAUAUAGAUUGUUGCAGCUUGCAA